This is a messenger RNA of Pocillopora meandrina, 3807 nucleotides long. The record is from the annotation of a GenBank genome assembly. Lineage: Eukaryota; Metazoa; Cnidaria; Anthozoa; Scleractinia; Pocilloporidae.
AUGGCAGACAUUGGAAUAUUAUUACGCCCACCUCACGCAGCUAUUUGUCUAGUGUUAUUAGCCUGGAUUCCCAGGAUAGCGAAUUCAAAUGAACGAAAGAAUGUCCUGGUAAUUAUUGGAGACGAUGCAGGCUUCGAAACGCAGGUGUACGACAACACGGUCUGCAAAACUCCAAAUUUAAACGCUUUGGGGAAGCGCAGUGUAAUUUUUAGAAAAGCUUUCACUUCAGUCAGUAGCUGCUCUCCAAGCAGGUCAGCUAUUCUAACAGGUAAAUUUUAAAGAUUUUCUAAUGAUCAAGUCUGAUGAGUUUUGUUUGUUUUUAGAUUACAAAAUUUCACGUAAUAAUAUAUAUAUGGGAAAAAUUAUCUAUAAUACAUACAUAUUUAUACUUCCACUCCACAUAAUUUGCAUAUUAUUUAACCUAAUAAGCUUCACAUUUGUUGAAAAUGAAUCAAAUGCCAUGGCCUUCAAGCAUAAUGUGGUGAUGGCAGGAGAUGGACAAGGGUCAAAAAGAAGGGUGGGGAGGGGGGAAAACACUAACUGCAUCAAAAAACAUAAAUUUAAAAACAAUGCAAGGUAACACUGAAGUAUACCUUAAAACCAUAAUCAAAAUGUGAAAGAUGCUGUCAUUAAGGCUACAGAUUAACAAUUUGACCUUUAUAAUGGAUUAACCACACACUGAUAUUUUAACAUUUAACACUUAAAAGUAAAUAAUCAUUUGUGGCAAAUGUUUUGUAAUAACUGACUUGAGAGAACCCAGGAAAUUUUGAGGGAGUGAAAGGGUUAUCUACUGCCUGCUUACCUUGAAUUUAUGAAAAUGGAUGGAGCUGUGUGUUGGACUUUAUGUGUAAACAGCUUAAGAAUAAUCACGAAAAUUUGUAAUGAGUAAUUUACUUGUACAAUGGUGAUUUCACUCACUUACAUGCACAAAAAUAUACUUUACAACAACUUUAAUAACAAAUGCUUCAUAAUUUCAUUGGCACCUCAGUGAGCUUUAUAUUUGAACUGUCAAACAACUUUUGAUGAUGUUUUGUUGAAGGUCUUCCUCAGCAUCAGAAUGGUAUGUAUGGUCUUCACCAUGAUGUUCAUCACUUUAAUUCGUUUGAUGCAGUCAGAAGUUUACCAUUGCUCCUGCAAAAGGCAAAUGUGAGAACUGGAAUUAUUGGAAAGAAGCAUGUUGGACCUGAAACAGUAAGUUACUGGUAAAAAAAGGGAAAACGUAGGAUUUAAGAUGGCAUAUAGUAUAUUUUCCUGCUUGAGGAGGUAAAAAGACAUCCUAAAAAAAUAACUCAUACCGUACUAGAAAGCCUCCCUUUGAUUGAUAGGUGUGUGUUUAGUUGAGAGUAUUUAUACAUUGUUGUGAUUUGUUAGAUUCAAGCACUUUUCAAAGAUAUCUGAAAUAAGUGAAGAUGGUAAAUUUUACUCUUGAUGAUUAAAGUGAAAGAUGAUGCUAUUCAGUAAAUGUCACACAUGUAUACUGGAAGAAAAAGAAAUACCAAUCAGUAGAUUGUAGGUUUGGUUUAAGUUGGGAGCUCUCUGAGUUCUUUUUUCUCAAAAUGAGCUUGUAUCAUUUACUGAAUAACUUCAUCUUUCAUAUAUCUGAAUUAUUAUGUAGAAGUAGUAGAAAACAUAUCUAGAGUUUAUGUAGCCUCAAUUAAACAUGAAGGAGGUCAGAAGAAUUCUUGAAAGUUAUGUAACUGUGUUUGGGUUUGCAUAACUGUUUUGAAUUCUUGGAACUCCUCUUGACUUAAUUUGCAAUAAUGUAAUAAUAUAAGUUUCGUAACCUUGGAAACUCCUCUAUUGCUAAAAUCUUUGGUAAGGCCAGUGCUCCAGUUUUCUUUCAAGGCAUUUUUGUGAACAUUGCAUAUGUGUUGAAUCAAACUUACAGCAAAAUAUAGUGCCUUUUCUUUUUGAUAAAUAUUGGUUUCUUUAUUUCUUUCCUCUCUCUAUAGGUGUAUCCAUUUGAAUUUGCAUACACAGAAGACCAUCACUCUAUACUUCAAGUUGGCCGCAACAUCACCUACAUUAAAGAACUGACACAGAAGUUUUUCCAAGGAUCUCUGAAUGACUCGCGCCCAUUCUUUUUAUACAUUGGCUUUCAUGACCCCCAUCGAUGUGGACACACCAAUCCUGAAUAUGGUGAGCUUAAAUGAAUAGCUACUAAGUUAUUAUAACUAAUCCUCAAUAGAGGGUUUAUAAGCAUGGAUAACAGGCAUAAACGCUUGAUUCUUUUGCCUCACUAUUAUGCUCAAAAUCAAACCAGCAUACCCUACCUAUGACUACUCUAUCUCAGUCUAUAUCUCAUAGAAAAAAACCCUUAUGUUGUGUUUUUGUGUUCAUUGAAGAUACUUAUUUGCUAAUAUCUAUUAAUUGGAUGAUUAUUUUCAUAAUGUGAACAGGAAGCUUUUGUGAGAAGUUUGGAAAUGGUGAAACAGGCAUGGGGCUUAUUCCUGACUGGAAGCCAAUACACUACUCCCCUGAGGAUGUGAUUGUGCCAUAUUUUAUACAAGACACACCAGCAGCAAGACAGGACAUUGCUAACCAGUACACAACAAUCAGUCGCCUUGAUCAGGGCAUAGGGCUUAUCUUGGAGGAACUUCGGCAGGCAGGCUUUGAAGACAACACCUUAGUCAUAUACAGCUCUGACAAUGGCAUACCAUUCCCAACUGGUCGAACAAAUCUGUUUGAUCCAGGCAUGGCAGAGCCCUACCUUGUAUCAUCACCUUACACCCCUGAACGCUGGGGCCAGGAGAGUGAUGCUAUGGUUAGUCUACUUGAUAUAGUUCCUACAGUCCUGGAUUGGUUUGGACUUGAUUACCCCACAUACAAGCUUCUGGGACCCAAUCCAGUACAGUUAACAGGGAAGUCAGUGUUACCUGUAUUAAAAGAAGAACCACAAUCUGGUUGGGAUACAGUCUUUGCCAGCCACAACUUACAUGAAGUGACAAUGUAUUAUCCAAUGAGAGUUAUUCGAAACACAACCUUCAAACUGAUACAUAACCUCAACUAUAAGAUGCCAUUUCCUAUUGAUCAAGACUUUUUUGUCUCACCAACUUAUCAAGAUCUUCUGAAUCGCACAGAGGAGGGUAAGCCAACUAGAUGGUUUCUCACACUUGAUCAGUAUUAUUAUCGACCUCAGUGGGAACUAUAUGAUCUCAAAAAUGACCCAGAGGAGCUGACAAACCUGUAUGGUAAACCUGCCUAUCAGGAUGUCAUCAUGGAAUUACAUGGCAAGUUGAAUGCUUGGCAAAAUAAAACAGAUGACCCAUGGAUUUGUGCACCAAGAGGUGUUCUAGAAAACAGGGGAAGAUAUCCUAUAACAGGUGUGUGUUUGUCAAUGGACAAUGGCACAUGAUUUAAAAUCAAAUCUGAAAAUGUUUUUAUGGUAACUUUUAUAGAAUGAUAACUUUUAUAUAGUGAUUUUUUUUGAAAUUUUUGAAAAAAUUCUCAUCACAGCAUAUUUCAUAAAGAAGGUAAAGAGAUUGAAGUUGAAUUUUUUCUUUGUAGCAAAGGAACAAUAAUUAAUUCAUAAUGUACAGGAUAACUUUUGUAUUGAAAGUUAUUACCAAGUAGAAUACAGCUUACUGGUACUAAAAAUGGUCGUGAUGCUUGGGAGAAGUACCACAGUACUGAUUUUUGUUCAGUCUAAAUUUUCUUAUGAAUCAUUGCAUUCCUGUAUCUAAAUUGUGGGGCAGAAACAUCUAUCUUUGGCAUUUGGUGGCAAGUAGGAAUUUUAAAUCAAGGUCUGCAAGAUUUGAACCUGAAUACUGAAUAAACAGGUACUAGAAAUGUACCAAGAGUCAAGGC